UAAAUGCAAUGUAAUAAUGUAAUAAUAAAUGAAACCCUCUGGAGAGUUGUGAUGUAGGCUGCUGUACCAAGCACAAUUGACUUACAUUUGAUUGAUUUAGCUAACUUAUAACUUCACUUAUGAGGCAAUAAACCUCACCUCUAGUGAGUGGCCCAGCCCUUCGAAUAUCUUUCUGUAUGUGGCCCUCGGUGAAAAAAGUUUGGCUUAGAUCAAAUGUUUUUGUUUGGCUUCUUCCCUCUGUAGGUGCAGCCAGGCCAGGGAAGCAGUGUGGAGUUGAGUGACAUGCGCUCUCUGUCCGGAGGCGAGCGCUCCUUCUCCACCGUGUGCUUUGUGGUCUCCCUUUGGGUCAUCACAGAGGCGCCUUUCCGCUGUCUUGACGAGUUUGAUGUUUUCAUGGACAUGGUGAACAGGAGGAUCUCAAUGGACAUGAUGCUAAAGGUGGCUUCCGGUCAGCGCUACAGACAGUUCAUCUUCCUCACACCACAGAGCAUAAGCUCUCUUCCACAGAGCAAAAAUAUCCGCAUCCUCCGUCUCAAAGACCCAGAUCGUGGCAUAAAGGAACAAAGUAGUCAAGACGGCGACAACGAGUAGUAGUUCUAAUACUAAGCUAUAUUAAAUGUUUUGUUACACUGAACCGGGUAUAUAAUGUUAAGUUCUGUUAUAUAGAGGGGGAAGGAUGGGAAUU
Gymnodraco acuticeps is the source of this 685-nucleotide messenger RNA. Its product is annotated as structural maintenance of chromosomes protein 6-like. Bases 283 to 591 code for a protein of 102 amino acids. NCBI's taxonomy places the organism in Eukaryota, Metazoa, Chordata, Actinopteri, Perciformes, Bathydraconidae. The record is from RefSeq and is a predicted model, not a curated record. Gene Ontology annotation, cellular component: nucleus; Smc5-Smc6 complex; site of double-strand break. Gene Ontology annotation, molecular function: damaged DNA binding; single-stranded DNA binding. The transcript has 3 exons. Gene Ontology annotation, biological process: double-strand break repair via homologous recombination.